This is a messenger RNA of Mercurialis annua (annual mercury), 1669 nucleotides long. RefSeq lists its product as uncharacterized. Lineage: Eukaryota; Viridiplantae; Streptophyta; Magnoliopsida; Malpighiales; Euphorbiaceae. The record is from RefSeq and is a predicted model, not a curated record. The coding region runs from base 275 to 1477 and encodes 400 amino acids. The transcript has 8 exons.
AUGAAACUUGAUCUCAAAAAAUAUUUUAUAUUUCACCAAUCGAAUCCUCACGACAAAAUAAAUGACGAAUUAAGACUCUUUAAUAAUUGAAACUUUUGAAUUUCCUAGUAAUAAGUCGACAAAAGUAAGCAACGCCUUGUUUGCGAAGUAGAUGACUCGUCCCCUUGUUUGCGAAGUAGAUGACUCUAUAUAAUCGUAUGUGCAUAAGACAAGCUUAUCUCAUCAACCCGCACUGCUUUUCAACUCUAAGAUAUAAUAACAUCUUGCUAGUUCAAUGGCGUACAUUCCUCCACAUAAGCGGCUUUCACUCGACAAGGAUCGACCGCCGCCCGUUGCAGAGUCGAUUAGACCUCUUUUCCAGAAAAAUCUGAGUCUGAAUACAAGAAACAAGAGUGGCAAAAUAGUGUAUUCCAAAAGUUGUAUAUCUAGAUGGUUUGCUGUUGGUUUGAGUGACAAUGACGAGUUUCAGUCUCACGUUCGUCUCGAGCCAGUUUCCGCUGAAUGUUUUAAGCACCAAUCAGGAGGAAAAUCUUUAAUCUUGGUGAACACUAAUGUCAAUGAAGAGAUUAUUGAGCUGAGCAAGUAUAUGAGAAGUCCAUGGUUAACAAUAGCUUCGAAGGUAGAACAUGACCUAUUUUCUUCUCUUGAAAUUUUGAGGAAGCAAAUGAGCUAUCAUGGGUUCGAAAAAGUAAAGCCGGCAUUGGUUGCUAGAUUUGGUAAAAUUCGUUUUCAUGGUAGCCCAUCAGUAAGCCUAGAGAACUUGCAGCAAAAUCAGGUCAAUAAAACUCUUUUGAGACAAUCGAAAAGAUCAUUUUACACAACUAUUCCUUCUUUAUACAUGAAAAAUAUCCAAGACCAAGUGGUGCAGAAAAUUGGAAUUGAUUUUGAAGAGGAAAAAGACAUCUACCGUGUAAUGUUGUCUGAUAACACGCGAACAGAUUCAACUGUUUUAUGCAAAUGUAGCCUAAAUGCGGAUAAAAGACUUAUGUUCUAUAAGGUAGAACUAAAUCAAGUACGCCAGAUGGUCGCUGAUAUAUCGUGCCUUGAUAAGAAUCUCGAUCUGAGGCUAAUGCUGUGCUCCAAGAGGAUCUUAACAGCUGAUCUUACUGAGGAUGAGAUAUAUAGCAUAAAAGAACUGGUUAGUUCUGCGGUUUUGGAUUCAGAUGUGAAGGGUGGGUUGAGAUGGCCUGUGGGGAAGACAUCUUGUGGAGACAGAUUUAGUGUGGUUGGAGUUUGGCACACCGUAACUAGAGCCUAUAGUAGUCCAUCACUUCGGCUCAAAGUACGACAUGCUGACCGAUAUGAUUUUAGGAAGGGAUUUGGAGAAGCUGGAAAGGAAGUUCAUAUGAAGUUGAAAGGGAUAGUUUCAGAAUUUUUGGAACAAGGAGCACAAAAUGAGUCUGUCUCGAACAUGCUCAAAUCCAGCUUGAUGCUGAUAUGGGACAACUUCUUAUGUUGUGAAACCUUUUUAACAUGAGCCGAAUUCUGUUAAUUCUACACCACUUCCCUUUCUUUCGUUGUGUAUAGCUUAAGAAUUAAAAUAGUGUGUGCAUGGAAUGGGAAGGACUUUUGAAGAAGACAAUGUUGCAAGAAUUUGUUUUCAGCUCUAUUUUUGGUUAUUUUGUCCUUCAAUUCUAAUUUUGAAAUGCCAAUGCUGUUGCUUUGGAAA